Mercenaria mercenaria is the source of this 492-nucleotide messenger RNA. RefSeq lists its product as uncharacterized. The record is from RefSeq and is a predicted model, not a curated record. NCBI's taxonomy places the organism in Eukaryota, Metazoa, Mollusca, Bivalvia, Venerida, Veneridae. Bases 1 to 492 code for a protein of 163 amino acids. The transcript is spliced from 2 exons. Gene Ontology annotation, molecular function: nucleic acid binding.
AUGACAGAAGGUCCUAUUCAGCCGUAUAAUGAACGCACAUUCUUCACAAAAUACGAGUAUUUGUUGGAUUCGUAUAUUCUGCCACUUCAAAACAGUCAGGAGUUCAGAGCAAUACCCGUACAAACGCUGAUGAAGAAGCAUUGCGUCAUAUAUUCACCUACACAGAAUGAAACAAAGAGUUCAACAGCAGAAAGGGCCAACUUGACAAUAAGGUCAAAAAUCAUUCGCUACUUUACGUAUAAGGAUGAUUACAAUUAUAUUCCAAUCCUAGAGGACAUAGCCGACAGUUAUAACCAGACAAUUCACAGAACAAUAGGAAUGGCACCAGCUGAUGUAAAUGAUGCUAACGAAGAAGAAGUCAGAUUAUCAACCUACUUUGCUCACAAAUCAUCUAAUAAGGAGAUAUCUAAAGCUACGAAGAAACGCUACAUGUAUAAGAUCGGAGAUUUUGUAAGAGUAACACAAUUGAAAGAUAUAUUUACUCGCGCUUAG